AUGUAUGUUUUCAUCCACGGCCGGGGCUCCAGGAAUGACGUACAGUGUACCGAGGACACAACACAGGGCCGGGGCUCCAGGAAUGACGUACAGUGUACCGAGGACACAACACAGGGCCGGGGCUCCAGGAAUGACGUACAGUGUACCGAGGAUACAACACAGGGCCGGGGCUCCAGGAAUGACGGCCGGGGCUCCAGGAAUGACGUACAGUGUACCGAGGAUACAACACAGGGCCGGGGCUCCAGGAAUGACGUACAGUGUACCGAGGAUACAACACAGGGCCGGGGCUCCAGGAAUGACGUACAGUGUAACCGAGAUACAACACAAGGCCGGGGUUCCAGGAAUGACGGCCGGGGCUCCAGGAAUGACGUACAGUGUACCGAGGAUACAACACAGGGCCGGGGCUCCAGGAAUGACGUACAGUGUACCGAGGAUACAACACAGGGCCGGGGCUCCAGGAAUGACGGCCGGGGCUCCGGGAAUGACGUACAGUGUACCGAGGACACAACACAGGGCCGGGGCUCCAGGAAUGACGUACAGUGUACCGAGGAUACAACACAGGGCCGGGGCUCCAGGAAUGACGUACAGUGUACCGAGGACACAACACAGGGCCGGGGCUCCAGGAAUGACGGCCGGGGCUCCAGGAAUGACGUACAGUGUACCGAGGAUACAACACAAGGCCGGGGUUCCAGGAAUGACGGCCGGGGCUCCAGGAAUGACGUACAGUGUACCGAGGAUGCAACACAGGGCCGGGGCUCCAGGAAUGACGUACAGUGUACCGAGGAUACAACACAGGGCCGGGGCUCCAGGAAUGACGGCCGGGGCUCCAGGAAUGACGUACAGUGUACCGAGGACACAACACAGGGCCGGGGCUCCAGGAAUGACGUACAGUGUACCGAGGAUACAACACAGGGCCGGGGCUCCAGGAAUGACGUACAGUGUACCGAGGAUACAACACAGGGCCGGGGCUCCAGGAAUGACGUACAGUGUACCGAGGACACAACACAGGGCCGGGGCUCCAGGAAUGACGUACAGUGUACCGAGGACACAACACAGGGCCGGGGCUCCAGGAAUGACGUACAGUGUACCGAGGAUACAACACAGGGCCGGGGCUCCAGGAAUGACGUAACAGUGUACCGAGGAUACAACACGGGGCCGGGGCUCCAGGAAUGA
Messenger RNA from Cherax quadricarinatus, 1173 nucleotides. The record is from RefSeq and is a predicted model, not a curated record. NCBI's taxonomy places the organism in Eukaryota, Metazoa, Arthropoda, Malacostraca, Decapoda, Parastacidae.